Limanda limanda (common dab) is the source of this 2751-nucleotide messenger RNA. It is a transcript of the gene foxred2, whose product is annotated as FAD-dependent oxidoreductase domain containing 2. The coding region runs from base 117 to 2168 and encodes 683 amino acids. Gene Ontology annotation, molecular function: flavin adenine dinucleotide binding; monooxygenase activity. The transcript is spliced from 10 exons. NCBI's taxonomy places the organism in Eukaryota, Metazoa, Chordata, Actinopteri, Pleuronectiformes, Pleuronectidae. The record is from RefSeq and is a predicted model, not a curated record.
UUUUUCAUGGGGGAUUUGAUAAUCUCACACUGACCCGGGUUAAAAUGCGGGAUAGUAAACAUGUAGCAGGUCGGAUGUUCGCUGGAACCCAGACGGAUCCACGGAUAUAAGAGGUUAUGGAUUCGAACCUUCCUUGUCUCCUCCUAUUUGUGUUGGUCGGCUGGGUCGAAUCCUCCUCUGAUAAUGUCACCCGGCACUUUGAUUACUGCGUCCUGGGGGCCGGGCCUUCAGGACUGCAGAUGGGACACUUCCUGUCCAAAGCUAAAAGAGACUACAUCAUCCUGGAGAGGAACGCAGGGCCGGGCAGCUUCUUCCACAAGUAUCCCAGGCACAGGAAGCUCAUAAGCAUUAACAAGAUCCACACAGGAAGGCAGAACCAGGAGUUCAACCUGCGCCACGACUGGAACUCGCUGCUGAGCGACAGACGCGACCUCCUGUUCAAGCGGGUGAGCAGCGAGUUCUACCCUCCAGCCGACGCCUACCCGCUGUACCUGUCCCUGUUUGAGAAGGAGCUCGGGCUGAGGGUGCGUUACGGCGUGGACAUCGGAAGAAUCAGGGCCACGCAGUCGGCCACCGGCAGGAGCUACGUCCUCACUGAUCAACAUGCAUCUGACUACAAAUGCAGUGUCCUCCUGGUGGCCACAGGCCUGUGGGUUCCUCAGCAGGUGGAGUUCGUCGGCUCUGAGCUGGUUGAGGGAUAUGAGUCCAUCUCCACCAACCCUGACGACUACAGGGACCAGGCCGUGCUCAUUCUGGGGAAGGGGAACUCUGCUUUUGAAACGGCCCAGAGCAUCAUGGGACGGGCGAGCCGGGUGCACAUGCUGAGUUCCAGCCCCGUUCGACUGGCGUGGCAGACGCAUUAUGUCGGAGACCUCAGAGCUGUGAACAAUGAGCUGCUGGACACGUACCAGCUGAAGUCUCUUGAUGGUUUGGUGGAGGCUCAGCUGGAGAAAAUGGUUAUCGUUCAGCGAAAGGAGGAGGGCAGGAGGAGAUCAGGAGGAAAUAAGACAGAGAAGAAGAAGAAGAAGAGACACUUGUACCUGACUCUCAACAAGUACAUACAGAACCAGGAGAAGAGGAACCGCUCUGAUGCGACUGCAGAGGAGCUGCCAGCGUAUCACAUAGACAACUUCUCCAUGAGAAAAUCCUACGACCGUGUGAUUCGAUGCCUUGGGUUUCGAUUCAACUUCAGCGUAUUUGACAGCUCCGCCUGCCCACCAAACAGUGAGAAUGCAAAAGGGAGGUUGCCGGGGGUGACGGCCUGGUAUGAAGGGAAGAAGACCCCCGGCUUGUUUGUGCUGGGAACUGCUGCUCACUCCAGAGACCACCGCCAGUCUGCCGGCGGCUUCAUCCACGGGUUCCGUUACACAGCACGAGCUGUUCAUCGCGUACUUGAACACCGCUACCAUGGCAACCCCUGGUCAUCCACAAAGCUGUUGACCACGCAGCUGCAGUCCUGGAUCCUGAAGCGGGCCGGCGAGGCCUCUGGGACGUACCAAAUGUUUGAGGUGCUCGGGGAUGUUAUACUUCUUCGAGGCUCUCACUGUCAAUACGUGGAGGAGUUUCCAGUCCAGGCGCUGCCUCAGUUCUCAGCUCUCUCGGGUCAUGAGGUGUCCGGCCAGGGACUGAUCGUCCUCGUCAUGCAGUACGGGAAGAAGAAGAUCGAUUUCCUGGGGCGCAACAGGGCGGAAACCGACUGGACCAAAGCCUGGAAAUCCAACUUCCUGCACCCUGUUUUAUACUAUUACGACAAACUUCCUACUGAGGAAGAAAUUAAGCUGCGUCCCAGUGGCUGGCCGCUGCCCAGGCCUAAGGCUCUUCAUCACAUGGUUGAAGACUUCCUCACAGAAUGGGACAGUCCCAUAUCUCACAUCCAGCCUCUGCGGCGCUUCCUGGAGCACUGUGUCCAGACCGACCUCAGGGCCUUCUAUGCAGAAUCGUGUUUCCGUUGGACCCUCACCCACCGCAAGCCGCCGCUGUUCUGUCAGCAGGGAUACUUGAAGCAGCAGGGUGUGGUUCACGACAGUCGGCUGUGGCAGCACGCACACGACGCUGGACUGAUGCCCACCGAGCAGGACGCCGGCACAUCGGGCGCCGACCCAGCGUUCCCCAGCUACCUGGCACAUACUGGAGCCGCUGUGUCUUCAGGACUGAAACUUGACCUCUGAUUGUUUUACUGAAGCGUGUUAAAGCCUAUGAUGCUGUAUGUGCCCCUCAGACUUUCUACCUCCAGCACCAAUAAUCAUUUACUCCACAACACCAAAUAUUUUUUACCGAAUAUUGGUUCCCAGCCUUCCCUGCUUGCAACCCCCUCAUCACCCAGUUGCAGAUUUAUACCACUUUUCUAUUUGAACCAAAGAGUGAUUUUUCCUUGCUUUAUUUUGAUAUUUUAAUGGACCUGAAUGAGUCAAAUUAUCCUGUUAUUUACUAUCUAGAAAGAAAAAAGUUAAAAUAAGAGGAUCAUCUGAUAUUAAUAAGUAGAAUGUGUUUCUCCUUCAGGUUAAAUCCCUCAGACAUAUCACAUGGCCUCCAACCCGCAGGUUGGAAACCACUGCUCCUCAGCAAGAGGUGGCUUGUCCCUUAGCAUUCCUCAAAUAUACAUAUAUAUCUAUUAUAUGUGCCAUUAUCACUUGAUGUACAUGUGGGUGAUAUGAAACUAUAUAGUGGAGGGUGGGUGUUACACAACGAUUAUGCAUUUUACAGUUUAAGUGACAUUACCUGAAUAAAUACACAUUAAAGAGGGAAAACAAA